UAGCUGAAUCAUGAUAAGAUUGCGUACAGUAUAAUUCAAGUUCCUUGUUCUGCAGAGAACUUGAGCACAAUCUCAUAAAAGGAAACAGUGGUAGCAUUAUCAAGAUUAGCUGAUUCAAAGAGUUUCCUGUGGACGUGCUGAAAGCAGCUCCUGAGAACACUGCAGACAUGCAGGCUCAUCGCAAACCAGGUAUCAUUGCAGGAUUGCUGCUCUGGUGCUGUUCCUUGGCAGACCGUUCUUAUGAAGCUGGAUUCACCUUGUCAAAUGGUUCAUUUGUUGCGCCCUGUACAAUCACCUCCUGUGACACCAGACAAUAUCAUUUAGUGACAACUUCGAAGACCUGGACUGAAGCGCAGAGCCAUUGCAGACGAAAUCACACGGACCUGGUCACUGUGUACCUCCAGGAAGAAGCAGAUCACCUGUACAAUAUAAUGAAAAAUACUUCUCUUAAACGCAUCUGGAUUGGGCUGCAUCGUGACAAUGUGAAGACACCCUGGAAGUGGUCUGACGGAGGGGUUUCAUCAUUUCAGCACUGGCAAAAAGGGAGCCCAAGUAGUGAGAACGACGACAACUGUGUAAUCAUGCUUCAGUACGUGGGAGGUCAAUGGGUAGAUGUGAAUUGCAGCCUUUCUUACCCCUUCUUUUGCUAUACAGACAUUGAUGAGUGCGCCCAAAACCCCUGGCUCUGUGGUCCGAAUGCACAAUGUACCAACACUGUCGGCAGCUACACCUGCUCCUGUAAUCCUGGAUUAUUUCCUAACACUGGAUUGGAAUGGAUACUCAAUCAAACACGGUGUGAAGAUUUAACAAAAAUCCAAGAUGGGAAAACCUGCAACAUUAAUACAGGAACAUCGAGUAACCUAACCAGUUCCUCUGCCUGGUUUUGUUUCAUCACUAACUUCAGUUCAACUAACAUUACAUCUGGAUAUCAGCUGCAGCAAGCAGCUGGUGUUUUAAGCUCUGCUCUGAACGACACUUCCUUGUGGAGUAACCUGACCAUAGAAGAGAAGUCUGUUGCAGCUGAAUCAUACCUGGACACCGUAGAGAGGGCAGUGCUGCAGUUGACUGAGCCUUCAGACAUUCUGUUAAGGAAAAAUGUGCGCUCAGCCAAUCUAGAUAUGGAGUUGCUGAUUAUACCAGUCAAACACAAUGCAUCAAAGGAACAGUUACAAGCCAAUAAAAACACACUGGACAUUAAGUUGGGAAAAGUUAUGGAAGAGAAAAAGAAAGACUAA
Molecule: messenger RNA, 1235 nt
Organism: Polyodon spathula (Mississippi paddlefish)
Lineage: Eukaryota; Metazoa; Chordata; Actinopteri; Acipenseriformes; Polyodontidae
Product: E-selectin-like
Exons: 10
Coding region: 168-1235 (355 amino acids)
Molecular function (GO): calcium ion binding
Source: RefSeq, a predicted model, not a curated record